Molecule: messenger RNA, 1626 nt
Organism: Dichomitus squalens LYAD-421 SS1
Lineage: Eukaryota; Fungi; Basidiomycota; Agaricomycetes; Polyporales; Polyporaceae
Exons: 3
Coding region: 465-1523 (352 amino acids)
Molecular function (GO): acyltransferase activity, transferring groups other than amino-acyl groups
Source: RefSeq, a predicted model, not a curated record
GCCAUCUCAGCGAACUUACAGCAUUGGACCGGCGCGCGUUUACUAUGUGGCAGGUAGAAUGCGACACGUGAAUGAUUUCGCCACCUGUCGCAUCGUUGGCUACAUACACAAGUUAUGAGGUUGCGACUGCGGCGAAGAAAACUGUGAUCAGGAAGGCGUCGUUUAAAGUCGCUCAGCGCGAAGCAUGCAAGCCAUAACAGGCUGACGAAGCUCCCUCUCAGGAUGGGGGAAACAGACUGUCAGCAACGCAGCAGUGACUUGCCGUUCGAGCCCUCGAGUCAAUCCGAGUCAUCCGGGACCCGUUUCAUCGCGCAAAGCUUUCUCCCGUCGGCGUCCAGCCAGCUGCUCUACGCGAAACGCGAUAAAAGUACACAGUACUCGAGGUUAGAGAACGAUCGACGGUCUUCCCACACCCUGUUCGCUCUACCGUUGAAGCUUCUUGGAGUGCCACUUGCCACUUAGCCAUGGCGGGCCUUCGUUUCGUGCGCUUCGAUGACCCGCACGCCUUCCUGGCGGAGUCGAAGGACUUCGACGACAGCUUCAUGAACUUCGGCCUCGGGUCGCUGUACGACUUCUUGUCCGGGGCCUCGACCCAAGUCGUUUCUGACGCGCCCCUGCGCAUGUUCGCAGUCUACCGAGGGAAGGAUCUAUUGAUCACACUGCACACGAACAAAACGAGUCGUUUCUGGGUGCUGUCUACGCCGUGCCCCGCGCACGAGGCGCUCACGGGCGACCCCGAGCUCCUAGCCUCCGCAACUGCCCUCCUCGCCCACUCCGUCCUCGCAGAACCCGCAGACCCAGCCGCGCUCGACAAAGUCUGCGGCCCGCCAGAGGCCGUCAACGCCUUCCUCGCGACGUGGACCGCCCUCCUCCUCGCCCACCACAACCCCGUCAAGCUCCUCGACGGCAACUUCGACACCCACGUAUCAUACGCGACCAAGACGUCCCUCCCGCCCCUCCCCUCCCCGCCCUCUCCAUACGUAGUCGAGCUCGCGACGCCCGCGGACCUCGAGCCCGCCGCGGCGCUCUACCAGGACUUCCAGGCGAACGCCCCGUGGAGGGCCGUCCUCACCAAAGAGCAGGCGAUGGCCGCGCUCGCCGACCCGCUCGCCGCACGCCUCCUCUGGCUCUGCCGCCUGGAGCCCGACGGACCCCCGGCCGCCUACGUCGCCCUCGGGCGCGUCACCCCGCGCACGGUCGCCAUCAGGAACGUGUACGUCGCCCCGGCGUACAGGCGGAGGGGCGUCGCGGAGGCGGCGGUGCGUGCGGUCACGCGGUAUUACCUGGGCGCGCCGCCGUAUGGCGUCCGCGGGGUGCCUGACGGCCCGCCGGCGUGCGGGGUCAAGGAGGAGGUGAACUUGAACGUCGGGGAUGCGAGUGCGGAGGGAGUGUACAGGAGGAGCGGCUUUUUGUUCCCGAGUGGGUAUGGGGAGGGUGCGCAGGGCGGCGUGGACCCUGUUACUGGUCGAUGGGCUUGGCAACGGUCCAUUUUGGUAGAGGUCAAAAUCGACACUGAGUCGUGAAGCAAAGACAUCGAUUCGGGUACAUGAUGUAGCGAAGAUAUAUGGACUUGGCUUGCACGUUGCAUGUUAAGAUGAUCGAUGCAGUUCUGGGAACCGAGAAGAC